AUGAUGCCUCCCUAUGUUUUGAGACCCCUUCUUUUGCUAAGCCUCGGCCUUAUUGUCCACACCACAUCGGCCGCUGUUCAGCUGUUGAACUUUACAGCUACAGACCUUCCAGGGCUAACCUCAACAUGUCGUUCAGUCAUCAACCAAGCCAUCAACUGCGACCCCGUCUUCCAAGAUGCUGCUCGCAUUGGUCUUGAUGUCAUAAAGUUCUGGAACGAUGACACCCUUUCAAAGUUUUGCACUUCCACCUGCGACGCCGCUCUGUCUACCUGGAUGCGCAGAGUCCAAGGUGCUUGUGCCAGUCAGUACUUCGCCGUCGGAGAGGGAUUCGGCCAGUCGCCCGCUGCAUAUGUCGAGCAAUACUAUGAGAUCUACCGAGCUACUUGUGUCAAAGAUCCGUCUGGAAAGCUAUGCAACGCCAUCUUCAGGGACGCGGCCAACAUCGACCCGCUCAACCAAGUCGUGACCGCGACUCCGAAAACCUCCUUCGAAUGCAACUCCUGCUAUCUCACCAUGCUCGCCACCAGAUUACAGAUGCCUCUGGCUUCUAAUCCUAUCUGGGAGAGUGCCUUUACAUACCUCACUUCGAGCUGUGGUAUAUCCACCAUGACACUCACUCCUCCUGUACCCUCUACAUGGAUUGUUCCAAUAACGACGACUGGUACAGCUACCUCUACUGCUAGUGCUGAACCCACAGAAACAUGCAGUGGCACGAAAUACACCCUCAAAGCGGGAGACACCUGCCUCUCCGUGUCAACCUCCCAUGGCAUGAGUACGAUCAACCUGGCCGUUGCCAACCACUUGUCGGCUUUCUGCUAUGAUUUCCCUACAGAGGGGACAUUGUGCAUACCCACGGACCGACAAUGCACGCCAUAUAUUGUAAAGGAGGAUGAUACCUGCGUGAGCAUUGCCGAUUCCAUUGAUACAACCUGGAACAGACUGGUAUCAUGGAAUCCUGAAUUGGGAAUCAACUGUAACAACCUCCAAGACUAUGUUGGCCAUGUCAUCUGCACGUCCAACCCCGGAGGUGGAUGGGUUGAUCUCAAUCCUGAACCGACUGAGAGUCCAAGCGCUACCAUACACCAGAAACUGGACCCCGUUCGGCACCGCGGAUUUACCUGCCGAGACCGCCACAGCCACCAUGACCAGCAACUCCACCACGGCUCGGCCUAG
Neurospora tetraspora is the source of this 1173-nucleotide messenger RNA. RefSeq lists its product as uncharacterized. NCBI's taxonomy places the organism in Eukaryota, Fungi, Ascomycota, Sordariomycetes, Sordariales, Sordariaceae. The transcript is spliced from 4 exons. Bases 1 to 1173 code for a protein of 390 amino acids. The record is from RefSeq and is a predicted model, not a curated record.